CAACCGCCUCGCUCGGCCGGCGCUCUGAGGGGACGUGGCGGUAUCAUGUAUCCCACAAGACCCCCAUUCCGGGGUGGUGCAUCUUUCCACAUGCCUCAGAGUGGCCAUGUGCCUGAAUCUCUGCCACAGCUGCUUGAAGAUAAUGUAUACAGUAGAGGAAGGUCUAUUCCUUCAGCUGGUAGGAUGCAAAGAGUAUGUGAGAUGGUACAGAAACAACCAGGACAUUUGCAACAGGAGCAUUCCACAUCUACCUCAACUCUGCAAUCUAUGUUCCGGGGACUUGGUUUUGAGACUGCUCCAAAGCCUGCUUUGGGCCGAGGCAUUUUGGGUAACAUCAAUAUCAAACCCAAAGUGGACUUGCCAGCACAGCAUGGAGAGUUUAGAGGAGGGCCAGCUGGAGACAGCAAGGUGGAAAGGCUGCUUCUGGGACGUGGCAGGGUACCUGGUCUUGUGGAAAGUGAAAUUCCUUUUGUUGGUCUUGGAAGAGCAGGUUUGGGACUUGGCAGGGCCUGUGGAGACCCAUCUGCUGUAAGUGCAGGAGUUGUGCAGAAAGCACCAAUAGAACCUCCUAGAUCAGAGAUUUCUUCAGAAGUUUCUAAGAAGCUUAUGGAGAAAAAAGAACCGCUAAUGAAGCAAGGCUCAAAAGGAGUACCUGUUCCCUUGGCUUUAAACCUGAUAAAAAUCCAUUGUCAAAAUGAAGCUGUGUACCAAUAUCAUGUGACAUUCAGCCCCAGUGUAGAAUGUAAGAGUAUGCGUUUUGGGAUGUUGAAGGAGCAUAAAUCGGUGACGGGAGAGGUUACAGCAUUUGAUGGCUCUAUUCUGUACUUGCCAAUAAAGUUGCCUGAGGAUGUAAAUCUGAAGUGUCAGAGAAGAACAGAUGGUGUGGAGGUUAGUGUAACUAUACAGAUGACCAAAAUCCUGGAGCCUAGUUCAGAUCUGUGCAUUCCAUUUUACAACGUUGUUUUCAGGAGGGUGAUGAGAAUUUUAGAUAUGAAACUUGUUGGGAGGAAUUUCUUUGACCCUACCAGUGCUACUGUACUGCAGCAGUAUAGAUUGCAGAUAUGGCCUGGCUAUGCAGCCAGUAUCCGGAGAACAGACGGGGGACUAUUCCUGUUAGCUGAUGUUGUACACAAGGUUAUUCGGAAUGAUUCUGUCCUGGAUUUCAUGCAUGCAAUUUACCUACAGAGUCGAGAGAACUUCCAAGAUGAGUGUACAAAGCAGCUAAUUGGCAACAUUAUAAUUACCCGUUACAACAACAACACUUACCGUAUUGAUGACAUUGACUGGAACAAGACGCCAAAGGACAGUUUUACCAUGUCUGAUGGAAAGGAGAUCACCUUCAUAGACUAUUACAGUAAAAACUAUGGGAUAACCAUCAGAGAAGUCGACCAGCCACUUCUGAUUCACAGACCCAAUGAAAGAAAGAAUCCUUCAGGGAAGCUGCAAAAGGGUGAAAUCCUACUGCUUCCAGAGGUCACCUUCCUGACUGGAAUUCCUGAGAAAAUGAAGAAAGAUUUCAGAGUCAUGAAGGACCUUAGCCAGCAGAUCAACCUGAGCCCUAAGCAGCACUACCUAAGUUUGAGACAGCUUCUGAGCAGAAUUGAGAAGAAUGAGACUGCCCACAAUGAAUUGUCACGAUGGGGACUUCAUUUGGACAAUGAUGUGCAUAAGACAAAAGGACGUAUUCUCCCCAUGGAAAGAAUCAACCUGAAGAAUAGCUCGUUUAAUACAUCAGAAGACCUAAACUGGUCCAAAGAAGUAGUCAGAGAAGCCUGCAUCUCUGCAAUUCCAGUUCAUUACUGGGCACUGUUUUAUCCGAAGCGGACAAUGGAACAAGCUCGUGAACUGGUCAGCAUGAUGCAGAAGAUCUCUGGCUCACUUGGUAUCCAGAUAACUCCACCUGCUUGGAAUGAAUUGAAGGAUGACCGAAUAGAGACUUAUGCCAGAGCUAUCAAAUCAUUACUAAGUAGUGAGGAAACUCUACAGUUGGUAGUUUGCAUUAUCACUGGGACUAAAGAUGACUUGUAUGGGGCCAUUAAAAAAUUGUGUUGUGUACAAUCUCCAAUACCUUCUCAGGUUAUUAAUGUUCGAACCAUUACAACCAAUCCUAGCAAAUUUAGGAGCAUAGCGCAAAAAAUUCUGCUGCAGAUAAAUUGUAAGCUAGGUGGAGAACUCUGGGGUGUGGACAUCCCUCUGAAACAGUUGAUGGCAAUUGGCAUGGAUGUGUAUCAUGACCCCAGUAGGGGAAAGCGUUCUGUGGUUGGCUUUGUGGCAAGCAUCAAUCACACUUUGACAAGAUGGUACUCUAGAGUAGUAUUCCAGCUGCCUCAUCAAGAAAUUGUAGAUAGCCUGAAGGUCUGCUUGGUGGGUGCCCUGCAGAAGUUCCAUGAGGUGAACCACUAUCUCCCUGAUAAGAUUGUGGUUUACAGAGAUGGUGUAUCGGAUAGCCAGCUGAAAAUGGUGGAGAGCUAUGAAAUCCCCCAGCUAGAGAAAUGUUUCGAAGCUUUUGAGAAUUAUGAGCCUAAAAUGGUGGUGAUAGUUGUACAGAAGAAAAUCAGUGCCAACAUAUAUUUGGCAGCCAAUGAUCACUUCUCCACUCCGACUCCGGGUACAGUGAUAGACCAUACAAUCACCAGCCGAGAUUGGGUGGAUUUUUACUUGAUGGCUCAUUAUGCACGACAAGGCUGUGGCAUCCCAACUCACUAUGUCUGUGUAAGAAAUACUGCCAACCUCAGUCCUGACCACCUGCAGAGGCUGACCUUCAAGCUUUGCCACAUAUACUGGAAUUGGCCAGGAACCAUCAGAGUGCCAGCUCCUUGCAAGUAUGCUCACAAGUUGGCCUUUCUCUCAGGUCAAAUUCUACACCAUGAACCAGCAAUUGAGCUCAGUGAAAAGCUCUUCUUCCUAUAGUUUCUCCAGCCAGUUGACUCCAGCCAGGAGCAUGGAGAAUGCAGUCCCCCAAGGCAGAGACGAGGAGGAAAUCUCUUCCUGAAUCACACUGUUGGACAGCACAUACUGCCCACACGUGAGCCCUGCAGCAGCUGUUAGCGUCCUCGGUCUUAUACAUGUUUACUUCAAAGUGAAAACCCAACUAUUCUUCAAAUUUCAGCAGUUUGUAACAAGUAAUAAAUGGUAACCUAAUUUCAGCAAAAUAGCUAAUAGCUGGCAACUAUUUUAACUUUGUGAAUACUGCCUAGAAUUUUCAUUUUUGUGUUAUUGUGUAUGUUCAGUUAAUACAUAUCUUGCUUUAGUUUUAAUAGGUGGUUAUAAUACUAGAAAACUUUUUUUAAAAAAACAACAACAACCCAUGGACAUUCCCCAAGUAUCUAAAGAUUUUUCAGUUGGAUUAUUUAAAGUUUUCCUAUAGUUAUAUACUUUAACCUUAAUACUAUCAUGUUCUUUAAAUGGAAACGUGUCUUUUUUCUCUUUUUGUUAAAGGUAAAAAUUCCU
Messenger RNA from Zootoca vivipara (common lizard), 3450 nucleotides. RefSeq names its product piwi like RNA-mediated gene silencing 2 (gene PIWIL2). Gene Ontology annotation, molecular function: protein binding; RNA binding. Lineage: Eukaryota; Metazoa; Chordata; Lepidosauria; Squamata; Lacertidae. The record is from RefSeq and is a predicted model, not a curated record.